GAACGGGUUUCUAAUAUGUUGACGGAACACGAAAAAUUCCUGAAGCUACCAAGAAAGAAACCAAGCAAGACAUCUCAAUCACUUGAAAUUCCGAGUUCGUCAUUAUGCCUAAACAAGUGAUUGUACAGAGUUCUAUCGAGGCAGUCGAAAUAAUCGACACACCAAUUCCCACCCCACAGCAUGAUCAAAUCGUCAUCAAAGUCAUUGUUUCGGGCACCAAUCCAAAAGACUGGAAAUAUCCGGUAUGGACAGGCAACCCCCAGAACAGCGGAGAUGACAUUGCCGGAAUCAUCCAUUCUGUUGGCAAAGACGUCUAUGAGUUCAAGCCUGGUGACCGCGUAGGAGCUCUCCAUGAAUUUUUCACUCCAGAUGGUAGUUUCGCAGAAUACGCGGUUACACGGGACUACGCGACUUUCCACCUUCCGCCUCACGUAUCCUUCGAAGAAGCCGCGACUGUCCCUCUUGCAGCUCUCACUGCUGCCAUUGCCUUAUACGCCGACAUGAAGCUUCCACCACCCUACUAUCCCGUCAAGAGUUUAGCAGAAGGCGGAGAAAGAAUUCCACUUCUCAUCUACGGCGUCACUUCAGCCGUAGGUGCUUUUGCGGCAAAGCUUGCUCGUCUUUCUGGUCUCAGCCCUAUCAUUGGGAUAUCGGGGCGCGCCGGUGAUUAUGCGAAGACUUUGGUGGAUUACGUGGUCGACUAUCGCAACGGUGAAGACGAGCUCGUGGCCGCGGUUGAAGAGGUCCUUGCAAAGGAAGGCCUAGGCAAUAAGAUUCACUACGUCCUUGAUGCAAUUAGCGAGAACGGAUCUUUGGAGGCAACGCUUCGAUUUCUGGCUCCGGAAGGCACUGUCAGUACCGUGUUACCUACCAAGCUUUUUGCUAGGGAUAAGGAGAACUUCAAGUGGCCAUCUAGCACGAAGUCUUUCAACAGCGCUAUUCCACUUGUGUUCUCUACCCACAAAGACUUUGGGUACCUUUGGUCGCGCUACAUCGCUCGAAUGUUGGAAGAUGGGAGAUUGAAGGGACACCCAUAUGAGGUUAUUCCUGGGGGCUUGAACGGUGUCUUGACGGGAUUACAGAAUCUCAAAAAUGGGAAAGCGAGCGCGGUGAAGUAUGUGUACAGGAUUGAAGACACGAAGAAUGUUCCGAAUCAAGGGGUAACAGGCAAACUUGGGACUGAGGAACAGGAAUCAAAAGAUCAACCUGCUGAGAAGGCUCAUCCACUCCGCAAUUUCCCCUUUUCAUCCUAGAGUUAUGCUAUUGCCAACUUUCGGACUUUGGGAUGAUGAUCGAUAAGCUUCUUUCAACUUGAAGGAAUGACUCCAUCGGAUCUUGAUUGGAUGGAGACAGCCGGUGGAUUGAUUUAUUGCAAGGACUGAUGCAAUGCAAAGAAAGCCUUAUCUAUAACCUAUCUGAGCUCCGUGUCGUUGAUUAUAUAUGCCAAAGUCAAUAGCUCGAUCCCCAACAAUUGUG
Molecule: messenger RNA, 1476 nt
Organism: Mollisia scopiformis
Lineage: Eukaryota; Fungi; Ascomycota; Leotiomycetes; Helotiales; Mollisiaceae
Product: GroES-like protein
Exons: 2
Coding region: 105-1253 (382 amino acids)
Molecular function (GO): oxidoreductase activity, acting on NAD(P)H
Source: RefSeq, a predicted model, not a curated record